Messenger RNA from Emiliania huxleyi CCMP1516, 2043 nucleotides. RefSeq lists its product as hypothetical. Gene Ontology annotation, cellular component: cytoplasm. NCBI's taxonomy places the organism in Eukaryota, Haptophyta, Isochrysidales, Noelaerhabdaceae. Gene Ontology annotation, molecular function: protein-folding chaperone binding; carboxylic ester hydrolase activity; ATPase activator activity. The coding region runs from base 1 to 2043 and encodes 680 amino acids. Gene Ontology annotation, biological process: protein depalmitoylation. The transcript is spliced from 7 exons. The record is from RefSeq and is a predicted model, not a curated record.
AUGGCUAAGCUUGGCGAGGGCGACCAGCGGUGGAUCGUCAAAGAGCGGGAGGACGGUCGGAACUGCAACAAUUGGCACUGGACGUCCAAGGACGUGUCGAAGAACACGAAGGAGGAGCUGAUCCGCUGCCUCGAGGCGUGCACCUUUGAGCCGCCCAUCGCGCUCGCCAGAGUCAAGUCGGCCGAGGUGACGGGCGAGGCGAGCAUCAACAACCGCAAGGGGAAGAUCUUCCUCAUCUACGACCUGGAGGUCAAGCUCAAGUGGGAGGCGAGCGACGGCGAGGGCGGAGAGGCGUGCAAGGGCUCCAUGAAGCUGCCGGACGUGAGCGCCACGAUGCUCGACGACCUGGACUGCGAGUUCACCUGCAAGUCGAGCGGCGGCGUCGCCACCGCCAUGCGCAAGCAGGGCGUGGCUGCCGAGGAGGAGGGCGAGGACAAGCUCCCGCCGGCCCUCGAGGCGGCGCUGCGAGGGCUGAGGCAGGAGCCAGAGGCGCAGCGAGAGGCGCUGCACCACUCGCGCUGCGCCGUCGAGACGCUCGACCUGGCCUUCAACCGGCUGAGCGACGCGGGGGUGCACGUGCUCUGCAGAGCGGUCGCGUCGGGAUGUGCGAUGGAGCUGUCGAGCUUGCGGCUCGGAGGCAACAAGCUCUCGCCCGCCGGCCUCGCGCUGGGCCAGCCCGACCUGCUCGUCGACCUCAAGCCGCAGCUCAAGGACGCGCGCUCCAUGUGCCAAGUGGGGAACGUCUACCCGGGCUCGCCCGCAGCGACGGCUGGCCUGCGGACGGGCGACUCGAUCAUCGCCUUCGGCCCGCUGCUGCACGCCGGUUUCAGGGGCGUCUCCGAGUCGAUCGUGCCCGCCGUCAAGGCGUCGGUCGGACGGCCGAUCGACGUGGUCGUCGUGCGGAUGGGCGAGGGCGCACAGGUGCAGCAGCUCGCGCUCACGCUCACGCCGCAGACCUGGUCCGGCGGCGGGCUGCUGGGCUGUAUCCUCAAGCGCCAGGACGAAGGAGACAAGCAGAACGGGUCCACAGCCUUCAUGACAAGCACGAGGAGCCAAAGCAGAAAGGGUCGACAGCCUUCGCGCGCCUGCAAGGUAGGUGCAGGGUUCUGGGCCUACGACGAGUCAUCCCCAGUCGUCCCGCGCGACAUCAUCUUUGGCCCGCUGAAGGGAGACCGGGCGACUGGCGCUGUCAUCUGGCUGCACGGCCUGGACGACACGCCCGAGUCGUGGGCAAUGCGGCUCGAGCCCGAAAGGCGGCGGCAUCCGCGAUGGAAGUGGGUGCACCUGCGAGCGCCAGAGCGACCAAUCACCUGCUACGAAAAGAUGCGGCACCCGGCGUGGGGAGACUUCUUGGACUCGGGCGCCGUACGGGUGGGGUCGCGCGACUACGAGACCCGCGACCCCAAGGGGUGGUACGCCGAGAGCGUCGCACGCGUCCACCGGGCCAUCGAGGCGCUCGCGGCCGAGGGGGUCCCUCCCUCGCGCACUGCUCUUGUCGGCUUCUCUCAGGGCGGUGCGCUGGCGGCCGAGGCGGCGCUGACGCUCGGGGCGCGGCUGGCCGGGUGGGGGCUGCUGGCCGGCUGGCUGACACCGCGGGCACGCGCGGCUCUCGUGCGGAGCGCAAAGACGGGCGGCCUUGCCGGCUCGCGGGUGCUCAUCUCGCACAGCAGCGGCGACGAGCAGGUGCUCUUCGAGUGCGCUACCCUCGCGGGGCAAAAGCUGUCCAAGGCGGGGGCGCGGGUCCAAUUCGCACAGCUGGCGGGCGUCAUGCACGUCGCGGGCGAGGCCCAGAUGAGAAAGAGCGCCCUCACCUUCCUCGAGGAGGUGCUCGACGGCACACGCGCACCCGCCGCGGAGGCGCCUGCCGACUACCUGCCCGCCGCGCCGCCCGCCUGCUCCAUGCCGCAACGUGCUGCUGCAGCCUUGCCGUCCGCCGCGGCCGCUGGACGCCGCAAGGGAAUCGCAAAGCCAAAGAACACAAAGCCGUGCCCCGCUUGCGUGGGCAGGCACCGCGCGCACACGUGUGAAAAGCGGCGGCGUUGA